Molecule: messenger RNA, 519 nt
Organism: Symbiodinium sp. CCMP2592
Lineage: Eukaryota; Dinophyceae; Suessiales; Symbiodiniaceae
Source: the annotation of a GenBank genome assembly
AUGCUAGGUUAUGAUGCCUUCUUGGGCAAUGCCGGCAAGAGCUCAUCGGGGUGGCGCGUAGCGUGGAAAGUUCCUCGAAGCUUCUUGGAGAUCGCUGCCAGCCAGCCCACGGAAUGGCUGAAUCUCAAAUGGGGCCCAAAGGAGUUCGACUUCAGAGAAGCUGGCGCACGGCUGGAGGCAGAUGCGCAGCAAGCUGCAGCGCACGAGGCUAAACAAGCGCGAGAUGGGAAGCUCAGACGCCGAAGGGCUGAGCAGUUUGCGAGGCAGCAAAAGCAAAGCAGCAGCGGAGAGCCCUGGCGACCGUGCUCGCACGGAGGCCGUCAAGCAGCAAUCCAACAUCUUCCUGGGCGUCGCUUUAAGUGCAUGCCUGGGGACUCUUCCUGUGGCUUGUUCUCUGACGUGCCGCCGCUGUCGGCCACUGAAGCCAGCAUGCUGCGCGCUGGGGGUCCGCAGGUCUCGCAGCGCAGCCGUCCGGCUUCUGCACAGCCAUCGACCCGCAGAGCACCCGCGCCCAUCUGA